AUGUCCCCAGAUACUUUUUCACGGCUAGUAGCUGCUAUGUCUGCAGACUCAGGUGGUGUUCCAGGCCCAGGUGCUAUUCCAGGCCCAGGUGCUAUUCCCGACCCAGGUGCUGCUGUUACAGGAGCCGUUCCGACCUCAUUCCUUGCUACAGCUGUGUUGGGAUACAAACUUUGGGCAACAAAAAGGGAUCUAGCCGCAGCGUCUCAAUCACUAAAUACGGCGGAGCGCAAUGUUGAAGAAGAAAGAAGAGCCAGUCGUGCUGCAAGAACAGCAGCAAAUGCACAGAGGCGUCAGGAAGAAUCUGAGCGGGCGGCAGCUGAAGCUGCAGAAGCUCUCCAAAGAGCAGAGGAAGCGAGGUUCGCGACAGAGCGUCGGUGGUUUGAAGGAGUUCGCCCCGAGUGCCGUCCGUCGGAGGCGGAUAUUGUUCGGAUGAAGACCGAGUAUCGCUACAGCCCAGGCUUCCUCCACCUCGCGGUCGUUGGCUCUUCCGGAGGCGGGAAGUCAUCCUUUAUCAAUGCCGUCCGGGGCCUGUCCAACAACGACCCCAUCGCUGCUCCUACGGGGAUUGUCGAAACUACCGAUGCAGUCACGAGAUACACUGAUCCACGCCCAGACUCCCAGAUCUUUUGGUAUGACGUUCCCGGUGCGGGCACUUCGAAUAUGCCUGACUGGCAGUACUUCAAUAUCUUGGGCCUCUACAUCUUCGACUGCAUCAUUGUGCUAUUCGACAAUCGUUUCUCGGACUCCGACCUCGCCAUUCUCCGGGCGUGCGAGCAGUUCACCAACAUUAAGGUGUUCAUUGUUCGCUCCAAGUCAGAUCAGCACAUCAACAAUAUGGUGUUGGACAGGAUGCAACGAGGGUUCGACCCUUUUCAUGCUGACGAUGAGACACGUGCUCGUUUCCAGCAAAUCAAAACUGAAACCCGGAGGGAGUUCGUCAACAAAACGUACCAGAAUGUGCAAACGAACCUUGAGAGCAACAAUAUCUCUCCUAAGGGAGUUUACAUUGUUUGCAAGGACGCCGUGCAUGCGAUAUGGAACAACUCGCCUUCUUCCAUGGCAAUUGACGAGGCAGAGCUUCAAAAUGAUGUUGCAGAAUGUACCUCAUACUUCCCCAAUCUGUGGAUGUAA
Suillus subalutaceus is the source of this 1131-nucleotide messenger RNA. RefSeq names its product interferon-inducible GTPase-domain-containing protein. Bases 1 to 1131 code for a protein of 376 amino acids. NCBI's taxonomy places the organism in Eukaryota, Fungi, Basidiomycota, Agaricomycetes, Boletales, Suillaceae. The transcript has 2 exons. The record is from RefSeq and is a predicted model, not a curated record. Gene Ontology annotation, molecular function: GTP binding. Gene Ontology annotation, cellular component: membrane.